Hydra vulgaris (swiftwater hydra) is the source of this 2569-nucleotide messenger RNA. RefSeq names its product potassium voltage-gated channel subfamily H member 1. Gene Ontology annotation, molecular function: voltage-gated potassium channel activity. Lineage: Eukaryota; Metazoa; Cnidaria; Hydrozoa; Anthoathecata; Hydridae. The record is from RefSeq and is a predicted model, not a curated record. Gene Ontology annotation, cellular component: plasma membrane. Gene Ontology annotation, biological process: potassium ion transmembrane transport; regulation of membrane potential.
UUAAAAACUUGUUUAUAGUUUGUCUUUUAAGUGGAACAUUGUAUUUCAAAAUAGACUUUAUGGCUGAUACUUUAGAGAACAGAGUUUUAGAAAGUCUUCUUGAUUACGCAAAAAGUUCAGGUGCUUCAUUUGUCAUUGCUAACGCUCUUCUUCAAAGAAAUCCUAUAAUAUACUGCAGCCAAUCAUUUUCUCGCGAAACUGGUUUUACAAGGAGCGAAGUAACAAGAAAAGAUGCUUUUCUAUAUUUUUUGUGUGGAAACCUUACAUCUUUAUCUUCUCAAGAAACUUUGAAAAAUGCUGUUCUUUCAAAAUCAAAAACUCAGAUUGAAAUGAUACUUUAUAAUGUAGCAGGCUUUAAAAAAUGGUACCUCGUCUCACUAUUACCAGUGAAAAAUUCAAACAAGGUUGUCUCUCUUUUAGCAAUAUUCUUUCAUGAUAUCAGUUAUAUUAAAGCACCUUUAACAGAAUCGCCAAAAAGAAAGUGGAAAAAAGCAGUGAAAAAGAUUUUAAAUAAAACUCCACACAAAGUUACAUCCCCAAAUACCCUCAAUGAAUUAUCUUUACCAGCUCUUGUCAGUUACUAUGACAGAAUAUUUAUACCAGAUUAUGGAUGUAAACAAAAACUCCCAAAAUACAUCAUAAAUCAUUCAUGUACAGAGAAAGUCUCCUGGGAUUAUUUUAUAUUGACAAUAACAUUUGUUUAUACUGCAGUUAUUAUACCAUUUGAUGCUUGUUUUAAUUAUAAAAGUAUUGCUAUGACAGUCUUUGAUCUGGUGUGUAAUGUUUUUGUAAUAAUUGACAUCGCUGCAGCAUUUUUCACAUCAUUUGUUGAUAAAAGUGGUAACUUAGUAACAAAUGCUCACAAAAUUAAGUUAAGGUAUUUAAAAACAUGGUUCGCGUUUGAUAUAAUUUCUGCGUUACCGUAUGGCGUUUUGGAUUACAUAAACAUUAAUAGUAAAUCGAAAUUAAUCAUAAUCAUAAGAGUGGUGAAGGUGUUUCGUUUGGUUCGCUUAGUCAAAGUUAAAAAUAUACUUGCCCAAUACUUAGGAAAUGGAGUCAUUACUCUUGUGAUAUGGAUCCUAUUCUUCUGCUUGUGUUCUCAUUGGAUGGCUUGCAUAUGGUUUUUAAUAGCGACAUUUGAUCUUGAAAAUCAAAACACAAAUAGUUGGGUUUAUUGUCUUUACAUAGAAAAUACAGAGCCAUUCCAGAAUGAUUUUGAUGUAAAUACUCAACGAAAAGGUUUUAUUUAUAUUUCGGCUUUAUAUUACACAUUGAGCAGUUUAACAACAUGUGGUUUCGGAAACAUUGCACCGAACACAUUUGCCGAAAGAAUAUUUGGCGUGGUUACUAUGGUAUUUGGUUGUUUAAUGUAUGCUUUUAUAUUUGGACAAGUGACCAAUAUAAUAUCUCAGCUGAGUAAAACAAAGAAUGAGUACACUUCACAACUUCGAACAAUUCGUCAGUUUAAUGCUAUAAAUAAAAUUCCAAAGAAAGUUUGCAAACGUGCUGAAAACUAUUUUAUUGCAUCAUGGGUAGUAAAAAAAGGGACUGAGAAAGAGAAGGUUAUGAGUAAAUUUCCUCUCAGCCUUCAGUCUGACCUGUGCUUACAUAUUCACAAAAACGUCUUUAAGAAUGAACCAGCCUUUCGUUUUUUGAGUAAAAAUGCUCUGAGAGCAUUGUCAAGAUGUUUUUGGACAUUACGUACUUCUCCAGGUGAUAAAAUUAUUUACCAAGAAGAGAUAGUAACAUCCAUUUAUUUUGUAACUUGCGGAUCAUUUGAAGUUAAAGAGACCGGCAAUCUCAUUGGGCUUAUUGCGCCGUUUGAUUCGUUUGGUCUACGCCCCGUUAUGGAAUCAUCGAAAUCAAAGUUCGAGGUUCGAGCUAAUUCGUUUGGUGAAAUACACGGUUUAAGAAUCGAUAGUAUUAUCGAGUCUCUCAGUUUGUUUCCAGAAGAAAGAGAUUUGUUUAUAUACGCAUUUCAACCUUCAUUUGAUAUAACAAAAAAGAGAAAAAAAAAUUUACCUUUGUUUGUGCUUGAUAAAAAUGUGAUAACAUUUAAAGACAAAAAAAGAACGAUAUUCGAAAAAAGCAUGCCAAAAACUAUCGAUAUCAUAACAGAAUUUGAAAGAAAAUCAAAAAACGAUCAGACGAUUGACAAAAUGUUUUCGACCAACAAUUUAAAUUCGAAUAGUCUUAAAGAAGACACGUCAUUCCGAAGCUUUUCCUCAGUAAAAAAUUUGCGUAAUGAUUUUUACGUAAAAACAAAAAGCAUAAAUGAAAAAACAAAAGCUAUGGAAACUGAAAUAAGGACUAUACUUAGUCAACUUGAAAAAACUUAAACGGUAAUAAAUUUUUCUAAUGAGCGUUAUAAAUACUAUAAGACAUACCUUUAAAUUAAAUUCAAACUAAUUUCAAUAAGUAAAUUAGUUACGCCCAACAACAAGAAUAAUUACAAGCUUAAAAGCGGCAUAUUUUUAACCAUAAACUAAUUAAUUGUGUUUAAAUUUAAAGAAAUUUUCUGUAUUUUUGAGUUAUUUGAAAUAAUUAUAAUAUUGCACUUUAUGAUUAA